Molecule: messenger RNA, 2517 nt
Organism: Lentinula edodes (shiitake mushroom)
Lineage: Eukaryota; Fungi; Basidiomycota; Agaricomycetes; Agaricales; Omphalotaceae
Exons: 6
Coding region: 94-2517 (807 amino acids)
Source: RefSeq, a predicted model, not a curated record
CCAAGCAUAUCAUGGCAAUAGACGCCUCAGCUUUGCUCGACGGGGAUGGACGUCAAUUGACAGCGGCUAUUCCUUCCGGAAGGCUUUUCCCUCAUGGCAACCCCUCCACCACUAGAUCAUACUACAAACACCAUUUCACUCGUCUCUCUGAAGGACAGCAAAUUACAUCAUGUCAACUUGUACACUGGUCGCGCAGAGAUCUGUCGACAGUUCAAAUUCAACGUUCAAACGGGCCAGAAUCAGUUGUAUAUCACUGGACUGCCAAAUGUUAUCGAACAAGAGUCGUUGAGAGUACAGGGACACGGGGAUGCUACUAUUCACGAUGUUUCGCUAUCAACAAUGCCUGCUCAGGCUCAAAUCACCACAUCACCUACCCUACCAGAACUUCUUGCCAGAAAAGACCUUAUACGAAAUGCCAUACACCGAGCUAGGACUUCUUCUCGUGCCUUGGAAGCAUACAUGGGCUCUAUGUCUGUUCAUGAUGUUCCCCUGAGCCAGGUUGGCUUGUUUUUGGAGAGCUACAACUUGCACGGGAGUAAACUUGAUGAGGAACUAGCGAGAUUGAAAAACGAAGAAGAUGAAGUGUACAAAGAAAUUCAGACGCAGAAGGAUAGAAUUGCAGCGGAGCAAUUGUGUCAGUCCGGUGGUGGUACACUUGGCAUGCAGGUAUCAGUGGGUUUGUUCGCUGAGAAUGAAGGACAAAUUGAACUGCAACUCGUUUAUGCCGUGUUCUCCGCGAACUGGGAAGCCAUAUACGAUAUCAGAGUCAAUGUAGAAUCAAAGGAUCACCCUUUAACGUUGGUCUAUAAGGCAGCAAUCGUCCAAAAUACAGGCGAGGCAAGUAAACCUAUGAACAUUACUACAUGGUCGCGACUCAUUGCCCUUCUACAGGAUUGGACUAAUGUCCCCUUGACGCUCGAAACCACUACCCCUUCAUACGGUGUUCUGAUUCCUACCCUUAAUCCUCUGAAACUUUCCACUUACAGAAAGCCGUACCGCGUUGUACAACCGAUGUCGAUCAUCCCUGCUCCGGGAGUGAUGUCGGCACGAUACUCUCAUUCACAUAGUGGAAGUGGAAGACCUAGGCGUCGAGGGAGCAGAGACAGAAGCUACUCGCCUGAAAAUUACCGUGGUCAGAGGCGAAGAAGUUCCAGCUCGAGUCGAAGCAGGCGUAGUCGAACUCCACCACCGGUAGUCAUUUCAGUCCCUACGCCUGCGCCCAGGGCGCUUAACACUCUCGGCUUGACUGUAACCUCGAAAGGCGACGGUCGAUUCAAUCAUUCCGUUUUCCAGAUACCGGGGCUUAUCAAUGUUCCAUCUGAUGGUAUGGCGCACAAUGUUACCGUUGUUGAGCUGAAAGAGGAGCUGAACACGAAGCUACAGUGGUUUGCGGUACCAAAGAUUGAUACGAGGGUUCAUCUCAAUGCCAAAAUUAAGAAUGUUUCUGAAUACGCACUGAUACCAGGAAAAGCGAGCGUUUACGUCGACGGAACCUUCAUCGCUCGUACUGAUGUUCCUGCUUCUGGGCCUGAUGAAACAUUUGACUGCAGUCUAGGCCUUGACUCGUCCGUCAAAAUAACCUACCACCCUCUCUCCUCGAAAAUUACACACCGUACUCCGUUCACUGGGUUCACUGGCAUCAACAGCCUUAGUACCUUUGGUACCACUAAAACUACCACGACUCUCUACUCUCAGCGCAUCACAGUGGUGAACACUAAACGCGGCAGCAUCGACGCGAUGAAGAUUCUCGAUCGCGUACCGGUGAGCGAAGAUGAGAGGAUCAAGGUCAAAGUCUUGACGCCUACGGAGUUGGAGCAGAGCAAACUUGCAAUGAUCUUCGAUGGGAAGAUAGGCAGGGGUCAGAGUCAUAGUCGAGUUCAAAAUGAGGCUAUUCUACCUGGGACUGCAACCAUCAAAGGCCCAGAUUCGAUGAAGGUUGACGAAGCUAGCUCCCUUGUCUCUUCUAAAACUGGCUCGACAAUCGGGAAACGAUUUUCAUCAAUGAGGAUACCUUUCAGCGCUCGAAAGUCUCAAGACGGGUUUUCCGGCAUUUCCCCUUCGUCGCAAUCCGGACUAGGAUCAAGUGUAGGCGGCGAAAAGGCCGUCUCCGUCUCCAAUCCCUCAACUGUUCAGACACCCCAAGCACCUGCGACGAGCCGACAAACACCUGUAAUGCGUAUCGUUGCACAAUGGGAUGGUGCGGAAACUGACAUGGAGCAUCUCCAUUCCUCUUCUCCAAACGAAAACGCCAACAACUUUGAUGAUACGAACUUUAUCAGUGUCACUGCGGAGAGUAGCAAGUCUACCGUGGUUGUGGGAACAGGGACAGGGAUGGACAGAGCUGGAAAAGCAGCCGACGGUGUGAAAUCUGCCUAUACUGGCUCGGAGUUGGGGAGUGACGGCAAGAUGAAUUGGUUGUUGUAUGAUAUUGCCCCUCAAGGAACAGUCAAGCUUGUCUUGGAAUGGGAGGUAUCGGCAGCAUCGAGCUUGGAGGUAAUUGAGUCGGAGUCCUCGUGA